Molecule: messenger RNA, 1692 nt
Organism: Gastrolobium bilobum
Lineage: Eukaryota; Viridiplantae; Streptophyta; Magnoliopsida; Fabales; Fabaceae
Product: tubulin beta-4 chain
Exons: 4
Coding region: 24-1367 (447 amino acids)
Biological process (GO): mitotic cell cycle; microtubule cytoskeleton organization
Cellular component (GO): microtubule; cytoplasm
Molecular function (GO): GTP binding; GTPase activity; structural constituent of cytoskeleton
Source: RefSeq, a predicted model, not a curated record
CUUCGUCACCGCCACAGGGGAAAAUGAGAGAAAUCCUUCAUGUUCAGGGAGGACAAUGUGGGAACCAGAUCGGUUCCAAGUUCUGGGAGGUUGUUUGCGACGAGCAUGGCAUAGAUCCAACGGGGAGGUAUGUAGGGAACUCCGAUCUACAAUUGGAGCGCGUGAAUGUGUACUACAACGAAGCUUCUUGCGGAAGGUUCGUUCCACGCGCCGUCCUUAUGGACUUGGAGCCUGGCACCAUGGACAGCGUCCGCACCGGUCCUUACGGCCAGAUCUUCCGACCGGACAACUUUGUUUUCGGUCAGUCCGGCGCCGGAAACAACUGGGCGAAGGGACAUUACACUGAGGGCGCUGAACUCAUUGACUCUGUUCUCGAUGUCGUUAGAAAGGAGGCUGAGAAUUGCGAUUGCCUUCAAGGGUUUCAGGUGUGUCAUUCGUUGGGUGGUGGAACGGGGUCUGGGAUGGGAACACUUUUGAUUUCGAAGAUCAGGGAGGAGUACCCUGAUAGGAUGAUGCUCACUUUCUCCGUCUUCCCUUCCCCUAAGGUCUCUGAUACUGUCGUGGAGCCUUACAAUGCUACUCUCUCUGUUCAUCAGUUGGUGGAGAAUGCUGAUGAGUGCAUGGUUCUUGAUAAUGAGGCCCUCUAUGAUAUCUGCUUCAGGACUCUCAAAUUGACCACUCCUAGCUUUGGUGACUUGAACCACCUGAUCUCAGCAACCAUGAGUGGGGUGACUUGCUGCCUUCGUUUUCCGGGUCAACUCAACUCUGACCUUAGGAAAUUGGCUGUGAAUCUGAUCCCAUUCCCUCGUCUGCACUUUUUCAUGGUUGGAUUUGCGCCCCUUACCUCACGUGGCUCCCAGCAGUACCGUGCAUUGACUGUCCCGGAACUGACCCAGCAAAUGUGGGAUGCCAAGAACAUGAUGUGUGCUGCUGAUCCUAGGCACGGUCGGUACCUCACGGCAUCGGCCAUGUUCAGGGGUAAGAUGAGCACCAAAGAAGUGGAUGAGCAAAUGAUAAAUGUCCAGAACAAGAACUCUUCCUACUUUGUUGAGUGGAUCCCCAAUAACGUUAAGUCAAGUGUCUGUGACAUUGCUCCUAAGGGACUCUCCAUGGCAUCCACCUUCAUUGGGAACUCAACUUCCAUUCAGGAAAUGUUCAGGAGAGUGAGUGAGCAAUUCACUGCCAUGUUUAGGAGGAAGGCUUUCUUGCAUUGGUACACUGGGGAAGGUAUGGAUGAAAUGGAAUUCACAGAAGCUGAGAGCAAUAUGAAUGAUCUCGUGUCUGAAUACCAGCAGUACCAGGAUGCCACUGCUGAGGAGGAAGGAGAAUAUGAAGAUGAGGAGGAAGAGGAACACGAGCAGAUGUGAAGGGGCUGAAUAAAGAAAGUACUAGGCUGAUAUCUCCUACUUAUUGCAUUAUACUAUAUGAUGCGUAAGUGUGUUUUUCUCCUCUCUCCUACAUGAAGAUUGUAAUUAGUAUGUUUUUGAGGGAUACUGGUGAUGAGCCUGAUGUGGAGAAUGGAAAUUGUGUGUUUUCUUUCUCCAUAAUAUUGCAGGCAAUAGAGGGUAAUGGAAGUGGGAGUUUGGGUACAUGUUUUAAAGUAGUCAUGCGGCACCUAUCUGUUUGUUCUAUAUUGUCUUUGUUUGUUAUUUCUAUCUGGUACAUUGGAUUAUGGUUGCGUAAUAUUUUGUU